Gossypium raimondii (Peruvian cotton) is the source of this 2556-nucleotide messenger RNA. RefSeq lists its product as uncharacterized. Bases 324 to 947 code for a protein of 207 amino acids. NCBI's taxonomy places the organism in Eukaryota, Viridiplantae, Streptophyta, Magnoliopsida, Malvales, Malvaceae. The record is from RefSeq and is a predicted model, not a curated record. The transcript is spliced from 6 exons.
UUUGUUGUCUACCCUUAUCUUCUUUUUUCAGGUCUCAAUAUCUUAAAUUUUAAAAAGUAAAGGGAUGUUAAUGGUAAUUUUAUUAACCAAAAGUCAAAUGUGACACUUCCCUGGUGUUCUUUCUCUUGAUCCCUGGUGUUCUUUCUCUCGAUCCCUGGUGUUCUUUCUCUCGAUCCAACUUUUUAAUCGAGUUGCUUUCGACUUUAAGCCUCUAUUUAAUUGAGAACUUCUUCUCCAAUGGAUUUCAUCAUUUCUUCACCAUUAACGCAGCAGCAGCUCCUUCUCUUCUCUUCUCCACACUACAUCAAAGCAAUCCGUGUAAGAUGACGAAUUGGUCUAGUCUCAGUGGCCAUAGGGAUAUCGUUAUGAUACCCACACCUGGAGCGCCAAAUGGUGCUGAUGGACAACCAUCGGCCGAUCAUUAUCAGGUGAAUUCCUCGAGCUCGAUGAUGACCGGAGGAAAGAAAAGAAAUCAGAAAGAUAAAGGAAAAGGAAGAGGCAUCAAGAAGCAGUGCCUGCCCCGGGUAACCGGUGGAGAAGAGAGUGUGGGAGAGCUUACUGUACAGCAUAGUGGGAAAAUCUACACUGACCAAAUCAACAGAAGAAUAUGUAAAGUGAAGGAAAAACUUUUGGAUUGGCUAAGGAACUGUCCAGAAGUUAUAUCCAUCAUCAAUCAAAUUGAAGAGAAAUGGCCACUGCUAUCUGAUCUCCAAAAAAUUAAGGAGAAAAAUAGUGAAAUCCAAACCGAGUUCAAGGCAGGCCGUUUAAAAGAGGAUGAGGCGAUGCAGAAAAUGGACGAACUAAAAGAGAGGCUCAAUCGUGUAGAUGGACAACUACAGGAGUUGCACAAAGCAAACAACGUUGAGAAACUUGAGGCAACGUUCCUUAAUGAGGAAUGUGACUUGGAAACUCUUGAAAAGAGGUAUGGCAUAUAUAUAUAUAUAUGAAAUUGGUAGGUGAUGAUCGGUAGAUUUGAAAACUUGAAUUUCGAAAAUAGCAUUAGACAUAAAUAUUAUUUAUAAGUUUAAUAUUUUUUAAUAUAGUACUCGUGUUAUUUUUGUGAUGCAUUUGAUAUCAUAUUUGACAAAAAAUUAUAUGUUUAGGUACUAAAGGUAAUGUUGUUAAGUUUUUAGUGCUUAAUUCGGAUUUUAGAGAUGAUUUGAUAAAAUUUUAUAAUUAGCAAUUAAAUUUCAUCAAUUGACCAUAAAAUCCGAAUUAAAGAUUAAAAAGUUAACAUCGUAAUUUCAAGUACCAAAAUAUAUAAAUUUUGUCAAAUACAAGUAUCAAUUUAGACUAAAAAUAACACAAAUUCUAUAUUGAAAAAAGUGUCAAAUUCAAGUAUCAAAUUAUGUACCUUUUCAAAAUCCGUAAUAUGGAUUGUUUUAAAACUUCAUGUUUUAUUUUUUUAAGUACAAAAUCACACAUUGAAUCCCGCUUGAUUUCUACAUAAUCAUAUACACAACGAUAUUAUAAAAUUUUAUGUAGUAAAAGAAAUCCAAACUACAAAAUCCAUAUUCCCAAAAAGGUAACACUAGUAUUAUCAUAUUUUUUAAAUUAUGAUAGUAAAAGUGUCAUAGAGGUGUGAGUUGGAUUACAUUUUGCCUCCUUACUCAAAAAAUGGGCAAAUUAAUCCUUAUAGUUAUAUCAAAGAGGAAAUUGGCAAUUCUAUUAAAAAUUUUAUCAAUUUCUAUUUUUAAAAACUAGCUUCUAUAUGCCCAUAUGAGGUACAUGUGGCGCGUCACGUGUCACUGUAUGGUUAUUUCGUUAGCCAUGUCAAUUUUUAACAGUACAAAUAAAUGGAAUUUUUAACCGAAAUGUCUGGUUUGCUCUUUGAUUUAACACAUAAUGAUUAAUUUGCUCAUUUUUUGAAUAGAGAGAGGAAAAAUACAAUUUCGCUCCUAGUAUAGGGCUCUCCACGGUACUUUUACUAAAUUAUGACAUGUUUUUUCGUGUUUCUUAUUUCAGUAUUAUUCUGUAUGUCCACAUAUGAAGGAAGUUGGUGUAUCGUCUAAAAUUAAUGAGUUGAAAAACGAAAUUAAUACCAAUAAUGACAACAAAGUGAAUGUUCGAGACUCCAUUGGCUUACAACAAGCAUUGAACAAGAAUUUCGACACUGGCAACGACACAUGGGUGAAGGCUGUUCAAGUCGAACCCCAUGAUAAUAAAGGUGAAGAUGUUGAAGGAGGUGAUUCGGUUCCACCUCCCGCUGAAGCUCCACCACAAUAUCCAAUUUUUUCUGCCGGAACUUCAGCUAUACUCAACGCACUUGGCUCUUUGAGAGAUGAUAUUAGUGGCAUCCGUGAUGAAGUUCGAGGCUUAGGUGCUAGGAUGUCUGCAUUGGAGGAACGUAUUGCUCAUCUUCCGUUUCAAUUCUGUCCACCACAGCCUCCUCAAGAUAGCUAGGACUCAUUUUGCAUUCAUGGAUUUCCAUGUUUUAUUUGGAUGUUUUAUAUUGUUUUGCUUACUAUUCUGAGAUCCUUAAAUGUUUAUUUUCUUAUUUCAAAUGUUACUUCAUUACUUUUUUGCUUAUAUUAUUGGACUAACCAUUUUCCUUCU